AUGAGGAAUUGUUCAGACGAUCGAACAUUCCCGGCGCUCAGUCCUCCUGCGUCGGGAUUUGGGUCUCACUUGGCGGCUUCCGAGGUGGUCUCGCGAGAAUUCCUGCCGAAUGGCGGUUCCGUCGCUUCUAUCCGGAACUUCGAAACACAGAGCCCUAGAUUAGCGUUGCGGUUCGGAACGCGUGGAGGAGGUCGACCCGUUCCGCAGAAACACGACGGACGAACGGGGAUUGGCGCGAUGCCACGAAUUCUUCCUGGAGCUCUGCUGACUAACUGGCCGCCCCCCGCGCCGCCUGACAAAUCCCGCGUGGGCCAAAAAAGUAACUUUCGAGACGAGACGCGAGACUGGAGACUGGGCACACCACCCAACCCUCGCCCGGUGAGACCUCGCCCCAAGUGGUAUUGGCCCGCUCGCAGCUCUUGUUUGAUCCUCCUUCAAGUCCCCGUUACUCGUCCCUCAAACCAAACUCAUCACUCCUCUCCUGCGUCUACCACCUCGGCUACAGCUCCUACCGCCUCUACCACGCCUCAGCCCUGGUUCCUGUGUCAAGAUCCGCAUUUCCUUCCAGCCUGGGCACGGAGUCACGUGAAAUACGCCCAGAACCUUCUGGAGUGCGACGACGAACCCAUCGAAUACGACCACGACGAGCUCGACUACAGGGAUAACUGCUUUUUCUUCCCCGAAGAUUGUGUCUACCGUCCUCCGCCGUCACAGCCGGAGAACCCUCUGCUCCUGAGGGAUUGGGUGAGUAACCCAGAUGGUACAGAGACAGACUCGGACCACGAGGAUAAUACCGACGACAUGGGCUCCGCGAUGCUGUCUAAUAUCAAGAUGCUGGAUACGUCAGCGCUGACGGAUCUGCUGGAAGAUAAUUUGUCUCCCCCUGAGAUUACUUCUAUAUUUAUAUUCGCCACUAAUGGAGCCGUGUUUGCGCAUGCCUCUUCUCUUACCCAGCGGCGAGUUAGGAGCCUCUGUGCAACAUAUGGGGCUGCAUACAAAUCUUACGCCGUGAGCCACUCAAACGGGAAUCUAACUGGUAUAAAUCCUGCGAACCACCCUUCAUCAUUCGUGACCACCCCGUCCGUCCCGCUCGGAGAUGUCGGCAGCAUUAUUUUCGAGCUGGAGGACUACGUCGCGGUGGUGACAAAAAUCGCAGAUAAGGUACUUCUCGCGGUCGUUGGACCAACCCGAAUCGACCGCAACACGACGUCAUCCUCUUCGAACAGUAGCAGCAGACGCGCCGCCUUGAUGAGUUCCGCCUCCAGCGACAUUGAACGAACCCUCAGACCUGUCGAUUCCUUCCCUACGGUCCACGACCAUCUCACUAGCUCAUCGCAAGAACAAGCCGGGAAGCUCGCAUCAUCGGCUCCAGCGCCAGGCGGCUCUCUCUCCAUCACCCAACUUUGCUCGCGUGCUGGGGAUUCCAGCAAGACCACGAACGAAGAUGCUGACAAAUCGCUCCGUGCGCAGUGGGAGAUUGACAGGACCAGUGACCUGAAAAGGCUGGCUAGUCUAAAUCUCAGCUCGCCGCCGACGAUUUUACUCGCGUUAGAAUCAAAGUCUGCCGCCCUGGGGAGAUUCUUAAGGAAUAAGCUGGCCGAUUUGGAGAGCCCAGAAGACUUUUAGGUGUCUCCAACAAAGAGGGAGUUAGAUUUUCCGAGCAGGAUUCAUUUAAAUUUCUUUGACUGCUAUAGUAUCCGGUUUACACUUAAAUCUAGGAGUGAGGAGGGUACGGUUUUGCUUAAAAUUUUGUUUAGGGAGUUAAAGCGCACACACUCUCACUCACAACACAUGUAUUUUAACGAGCAAGCAAAAAGACGAUAACAGCUCUUUUUUUUCCUUUUC
Messenger RNA from Coccidioides immitis RS, 1845 nucleotides. RefSeq lists its product as uncharacterized. The record is from RefSeq and is a predicted model, not a curated record. Lineage: Eukaryota; Fungi; Ascomycota; Eurotiomycetes; Onygenales; Onygenaceae. The transcript is spliced from 4 exons. The coding region runs from base 1 to 1626 and encodes 541 amino acids.